AUGACUUCACACAAAUCUUCCUAUCAAGUUGUUGCUGAAGCUGAAACAUUACUUAUUUAUGGAAUAUUUCUAUUUUUAACUGGUUUAGUACAAAUUGGAGUAGCUAUUGGUCAUCGAUUUAUUAUUGAAAAACAUAAUAACCAUAAUGAUAAUAUAAAUUUUGCUCAUUUUUUUCCGACAUCAUUUCCUAUGGCUGAGAUUCAUAUUUGGUACGUUUAUCCAUCCGCUUCAUUGACAAUGAUUCCAUGUCUUUGUUGUAUCAUUUUUGCUAUAUGCAAACGACGUACUAUGGCUACUUUAAUUUGUAUGUCUUCUUUUAUAAGUUUUAUUUCAUCGUCAGUUUAUAUUGGUCUUCUUAUUAUUCAUACACUUGAAUAUUGGCAAACAAUUGAAUCUCAUCGUUUGCAAUCUCUUCUAUCAACUACGAUAUCAACAUCUACGUCAACAAUACGCCUUUUUGUGUCAUUUGAUGAACCAGCAAGUUUUGCUAAUUUAGCACUACUUAUCACAUUUACAUUAGCACUUGUUCAAGCAUUGUUAUCAAUGAUUGGUGCAGUUAUAUCUUGUCUUUGGUCACCAUGUUGUAUUAAUUCAUCACGAAAUUAUACACCAAUAGCAACUAAUUCCCAUUAUGCUCAAACAACAUCACAUCGAUUCGAAAAUCCUCAAUUAUCAACACUACGAAGUGUAAAACGCCAGCAGCAUCAAGAAACUCAUCAAUUUCUCACAAGAAAUGAAUCUCAAGAUCCAGUGAUAAAUGGUUUUCUUCAUAAAAAUCUACCUACUCGUAAUAACUAUGAUAAUGUUUAA
Messenger RNA from Rotaria sordida, 810 nucleotides. Lineage: Eukaryota; Metazoa; Rotifera; Eurotatoria; Philodinida; Philodinidae. The record is from the annotation of a GenBank genome assembly.